AUGAUUUUACUCAUUGAUUCCUACGAUUCUUUCACAAAUAACCUUUCUCAGCUAGUUCGGGAUACCACAGGGAAGAAAGUUAUUACAAUACACAAUGACACCUAUAAGCCAGACGAGUAUGAAUCAUUUUUCACGAAUUUUUUGCCUAUGUUUGAUUAUAUCGUCAUAGGUCCGGGUCCAGGUCAUCCAGCGAAUCCAAGUGAUAUUGGAAUCAUUAGUUGGUUGCUUCAGAAAUAUAAGCUGCAAGAGAGCCAAAACCAAGCUGCUGUCCCAAUUCUUGGAAUUUGCCUUGGUUUCCAAAGUAUUUGCUACGAAUUUGAUAAUCAAGUAUUGAAACUCGAAAGUGUCAAGCAUGGUCAAAUAUAUGAUGUUUACCCAAUAGAAGUUAAUGGGUUAUUCAAAACAUUGAAUUCAUUUCCAUCGGUCAGAUACCAUUCUCUCUACGUGGAUAUUGAGCAGCUCAGCGAUACUCUUAAGCCAUUGGCUUACUGCCUUGAUGAAUCUGAUCAAAAGGUUCUUAUGGCAGCAAAGCACACUAGAUUACCCUUCUACGGUGUACAAUAUCACCCAGAGUCUAUUUGCUCGGAAAGGGGAAUAGAAUUGAUAAAAAAUUUCGAUGAACUUGCUGAGAGCUAUAAUAAACUAUGCAAUAGAACUCUCAAGAAAAGUGAGAGUCAAGAAUAUGUGAAUGAAUCAAUAGCUUUCGAAAGCUCAGUUCAUCCUCUGGGUCUUAUUUCUUCAGGUAAGCUUAAAACUACUUUGAGAGCUAGUACUAAUUUAUACUUUAAAAAGUUUCAAAUGCCACAAGCCAUCAACUCUGUUGGUAUUUGCAAUUAUUUAUACCUGAAGGAAACUCCAUUUUUCUUAUUGAACUCUGCGUCAUUUCCAGGUGAAUGGUCCAUAAUUGGUCUUCCAACACUCGGUAAGUCAGAAGUAAUUACUCAUUCAGUAGAUGAGAAUGACAAAAUUAAAGUCUCUCUCUAUGGAUCUCUUGAAUCUAGGAAGAAAAUUCUGUUGGGGAGCCGUUCUGCUUGGGCCUUUGUAGGUGAAAAAUUCAGAGAAAAAUAUAUCCCCAGAGAAAACUUUGGGUCGAUUCAUACUCGUGAUAUCCCAUUUUUAGGAGGAUACUUGGGCAUAAUAUCUUAUGAAGAGGGCCAGCAUAUAAUAAUUGAUAAAUUAGACUCUAUCACCAACCCCGAGGUUGAUUGUACUCCUGACCUAAAAUUGGUUUACAUUGAAAGAUUCAUGAUCUUUGAUCACGUAACAGGCGAUUGGUUUGUCAUUUCCAUUAAUCAAGACAAUCAACAUGAACAAAUUUGGUGUGAGAAUUUAGCGGAAGAAUUAACAUCUCAUGUCGCUGAUGGUAAAUUAGUAAUUGAGAAAUCUAAUGUUCCUGAUUCAAUUAAUGAUUUUGUUCUCCCCCAGGACAUUGAUAUUGCUAUUGAAUUACCUUCAAGAGAUAUUUAUAGGAACCAAUUUGAAAAAUGCCAGGAAUACUUACAUUCCGGAGACUCAUAUGAACUUUGCCUUACAACCCAACUGAAAAUAAGGUUACCCUCAAGCAUUAAGGCCUGGGAAAUGUACAAAGUUUUAACGAUAAAGAAGAACCCUUCCCCAUUCUCAUGCUUUAUGGAAUUUGAUGAUAUUACAUUAAUUUCUUCCUCGCCAGAGAGAUUCUUAUCCUGGAAAGAUGAUAGUGUCACCAAGAAAAAGAUGGUUGAAUUAAGACCGAUUAAGGGGACUGUCAAAAAAACCGAAGAUAUGACUUAUGAAAAGGCACACAAGAUAUUGAAAACCCCAAAAGAAAUGGGUGAAAAUUUAAUGAUUGUAGACUUGAUAAGGCACGAUCUACAUAGUUUUAUUGAAAAAGUCACAGUCGAUCAGUUAAUGAGUGUUGAAGAGUAUGAAACUGUAUUCCAAUUAGUCAGUGUAAUCAGAGGUGAAUUAUCUAGUGAAUCUUCUUUCAAUGGAUUAGACAUAUUGCGAGAGUCACUUCCACCAGGAUCCAUGACAGGAGCGCCCAAGAAGAGAUCAAUUGAAUUGCUUCAGGAUCUUGAAUCGCUGCAGACUACAUCAAUUGGAGGAGGCAGAAGAGGUAUUUACAGUGGAGUUGUUGGAUACUGGUCAAUUACGGACGAUUCAGAUUGGUCAGUUGUUAUCCGUUCUCUUUUCCAUUAUAAUAAUGAUAAAGAAAAUACGGACGAUAUAAAACUUUGGAGAAUCGGUGCUGGUGGUGCAAUUACGGUUUUGAGCGAAGCUGAUUCUGAGUGGGAGGAAAUGGAAGUGAAAUUGUCAAGUGUCUUGCAAUCGUUCAGAUAA
Molecule: messenger RNA, 2319 nt
Organism: Dujonia railenensis
Lineage: Eukaryota; Fungi; Ascomycota; Pichiomycetes; Serinales; Debaryomycetaceae
Source: the annotation of a GenBank genome assembly